This is a messenger RNA of Melopsittacus undulatus (budgerigar), 4238 nucleotides long. It is a transcript of the gene RAP2B, whose product is annotated as RAP2B, member of RAS oncogene family. Gene Ontology annotation, biological process: negative regulation of cell migration; Rap protein signal transduction. The record is from RefSeq and is a predicted model, not a curated record. Bases 113 to 664 code for a protein of 183 amino acids. Gene Ontology annotation, cellular component: plasma membrane. NCBI's taxonomy places the organism in Eukaryota, Metazoa, Chordata, Aves, Psittaciformes, Psittaculidae. Gene Ontology annotation, molecular function: GTPase activity; GDP binding; GTP binding. The transcript has a single exon.
GCGCCCCUCCCUCUCUUCUUCAUUCCCUCCCUCCCUCUCUCCGCCCGCCGUGAGGGCGGGAGGGAAGUGGCAGCCCCGAGCGGGAGGCGAGGGAGGCGGCGCGCCGGGAGCCAUGCGGGAGUACAAGGUGGUGGUGCUGGGCUCGGGCGGCGUGGGCAAGUCCGCCCUCACCGUCCAGUUCGUGACGGGUUCCUUCAUCGAGAAGUAUGACCCCACCAUUGAGGACUUCUACCGCAAGGAGAUCGAGGUGGACUCCUCGCCGUCGGUGCUGGAGAUCUUGGACACGGCGGGCACCGAGCAGUUCGCCUCCAUGCGGGACCUCUACAUCAAGAACGGGCAGGGCUUCAUCCUGGUAUACAGUCUGGUGAACCAGCAAAGCUUCCAGGACAUCAAGCCCAUGCGGGACCAAAUCAUCCGAGUGAAGAGGUACGAGAGGGUGCCCAUGAUCCUGGUGGGCAACAAGGUGGACCUGGAGGGCGAGCGGGAGGUCUCCUUCGGGGAGGGCAAAGCCCUGGCCGAGGAGUGGAGCUGCCCCUUCAUGGAAACCUCGGCCAAAAACAAAGCCUCGGUGGACGAGCUCUUCGCGGAGAUCGUCAGGCAGAUGAACUACGCCUCGCAGCCCAACGGGGACGAGCAGUGCUGCUCCUCCUGCGCCAUCCUCUGAGGGCGGUGGCGGGCCGGGGCUCGGCGGGAGCGGAGCGGCAGCGGGAGCGGCCCCGCAGGCGGGCGCGCUGCCCUCGGCGGCCGCCGACACCGAACGCACUCAAAACAAACAAACAAAAAAAAAAAACCCGAAAAAAAUCGUGUUGGAAAUGUGGCUUUUUUUGGCGUGUACGUUUCGUCCAGUCCUGGUCGUGGCAUAUUUCCCGUCGGUGUCUCCGCGGCGUGCUGCCCCGCGCUGUGGCACCGGGAGGACGAUGCCGGCGAAGAGCUGCUCCGGCCUGCGUGGGGAGCGGGACCAAUGCGGACCCCCCUUUCCCUGCCCCGCCGGUGCGAGGAUCGCUAUGCAAAGUUGCAAAGUCGGGGAUUGUGCCGGGGCGCCCAGCCCGGGGCGUUGCACGUCUGACCCGGGACGAACUCGGACCCUGCGGCAGGCCGGCGCGGGGUGCUGGGGAGCGCCUGCGACGAGUCGUGGGAUACCUUCCUAUUCUGUUUACCUGCUGUAUCGGAUGGGAGUUUGCAGGAAGAGUGGUAGCGUGUUGGGUUUUCUCUGGGUUUUGUUUUGUUUUUUAAAAUCAGCUGUGAAAAUGUUACAAAUCUGCACAAUUUUUUAGGUGUGCGUGUGUGUGUGAUUUCGUUUUCAUUUUAAUUUUUCUUUUGGUGCGUGGGAGUGGUGUUUUUUGUGGUUUUUCUUCCGAGAGUUUUUCUUUUUAGGUUGGCAAUAACUGAUUUUGAUGACUAGCUCUCUAAAGUGCAAAGACUUCCUAUAUGUGAUGCAGGGCCAACAGCAACCCUGUGUCUAUAGAGUGCCUUCAAAACUCAGCUGUUUCAGCCGGUGCCAACCUGUGAAAGCUCCACAGAAUCCCAUUAUCUACUACUCCAAAAACUACUUAACAGUUUCCUUGCAGUAAUCAUACUGAACAAACCAGGACAAAAGGGCCUAUUGUCAGUGGAAUUUAUUUCUUAUUUCCAUCUGAGCCUUUUAACUGUAAUUUCCUUGUCUUGCAAGUUCGGGCUUCAUUUACUUCAAAUUUACAAGAAUUUAGCCUUUUGUUUUUUUGGGGGGGAGGAGGGCUUUUUUGUUUUCCUUCUUCCCCCCCCCCCCCCCUUUGGUUUUGUUGUGGAAUGUACCUCCAGCCAGCAAAGAAGGAAAUCUUAUCAUUGUGAUGUACCAAGAAAAUUCUAACAACUGUCAUUUUAAUUCCAGACAUGCAUUCAGGAGAUGUCUAUCCAUUUUAAGAAUUUUAAUACAGAUGGUGUUUUUUAGAAAACAAAUUUGUGCGCUUUUAUGUAUUACAUGAAACACUAACUUUCACAUAGCCUGUUAAUCCUGGUUUGUAUCUUAGUAGAAGUGAAAGGGGGGGAGGGGCUCGAUUAGCUAAGGACAUUGUUUAAAAAGAAAAAAGACCACAAAAUUAUUAUUUUACCUAAUAUUACAGUUUUCCAUUCAUGUUUAGGUCCUGACCCUGUGUGAUGGCAGCAUAUGAGUGGAAAGCUGUAUCCAGUAGGCAGCUUUAGGAAGGUCGUAUGAUUUUAAUGCUGAAGGCCUUAUCAGAUUAGGCCCUUAUUCCUUACUGGGAACAGUGUUUAUUGGGUAAAAUUCUAAAGGUCAGUUAUUUGUAAAAUUUAAGCUUCUAAUGUCUUUAAAAUUAUGCAUCAGACCAAUAUAUCUUUCCUGGUUUGCAGAGAGGUGGAAGGAGACCUGCACCUUCUGUAAUUUGGAAGAUCUAAGGAGUUCAAGUCCAUUAUCUUCCUCUCAGCCCCUUCUUUAAAGAUCAGCGCACAAAACCUGCAAGUCUUUCUUUUUUCUUUAUUUUUUAACCCCCUAUCCCAAGAAGACUUGAAAUUAUCUUGCAACAUUAAACCAAGUUGAGCAAUGAUGUGUGAAGGGUUUUUGUGAGGGGUUUUUAAUCAGGCCAACUGAAAACUAACUGCCAUGAUUCCUGCUGUGAAUCUGACUAUUUCGAUUUUAAGUAGGAAAACUUUUUGCUUCAGCACUGGAAGAACAGUGUUUAGUAUUAGUUUAACUCUAUGUAUUGAAAUCCCAUGGGGGUCUCUUCUGAGCUCACAUGAAUUCCUCAGAACAGCAAGGAUCUGUUCUGAUACAGUUAGCCAGGUUGUGUCAGUCACUGAUACAAUAAAAGUUAAAAAGGGAAUUGGAGGAGACAGUCUCUCAACUUCUGUUUGGGCCUUCAUAUGAUAGACAGAUUGAACCAGCCCCCCCUUUUUAAGUGAAAACUGAAAACCACUUUGCAGCUUAUUUUCCAGAAAUCUUUAAAAAUUAGAAGCCAGCUCCUUGAAGACUUCCAUUUUAGAAUGCAGGGGGGUAAUGCUUAUUAUUAGUAGGGGUUUCUUUUAACACAAAUACUGCAUUGAAAACUAAGAAAGCUCGACUGCCACCAUGUCUGUAGUUUUAAAAGCUUCAUGUCUGAAGUUAAAAAAAAAAUGCCAUAAAUUUACAUCUCAGCUACUGCUAUGUUUCAAUUUUGCCUUAAAUUUAGUGGGAUUACAGAAUUUUAGAACCCAACAGGCCUUGGUCUAGAUCAGUGUAUUGAAAGCAACUUGUUCUGCUUAAUAAAAACAGGUAUUUAUUCUGUUCUCCCCUACAGACAACAGAUUCUUAAUGUUUUCUAGUGUCUUCUGUUUCUCUACUGCCUGUUUUGUGACUGAAGAAUAAUGCUAAACUGGGUGUUUGUGGCACACAGCGGCACAUAAAGUCCAGUUUUUCUCAGCCUAGCAGAGCAACUGAAGCCAGCCUAGUAAGUUGCAGGUUAUGCUGGGCUUUUCUGUAGAUACAUUCUAUUUCUUGCCAAAAAGGUGUGUUCAUUAAACAGUGAAGCAUUUAAGAAAUCAUGGCAUGUGUCUAAUCAGAAUUUUGAAUGUAUUUAGGUGUUCAAUGUUCUCUAUGACUUGGUGAGGACAGUACAAAAAGUAAAGCUCAGUAGUCUGAUCUUCCAAAUACUCUGAAGUGGUUUGGUGCUUGUUAAACAUAGGCCUUGUCUAUAAAGUUGAAAAAAAGUAAUACUGCUUUAACUUGACCGAAUAAUGAAAGCUAUAUUAGCUUCUACACUUGAGGAAAAUGUUGUAUCAAUAUGAAGGUACUCUAUUCCUUUUCCCUGUGGGAAUAUGUUAUAUCCAUGUCAAUACAAAGGUGGUAUAUAGCUCUUUUCGAAGUGAGAAUUGCAAAUAUUUAAUUGAUUUGGAAGAAAAAAUACAUUCCCAGGCAAAAUACUUCCUGACAGUGCAGAAAAUGUGUAAACAAGGCCUUAGUUUAAGGCUGGUCUUAGGGCUGCAUUUUUUGCUGUACAUAAUGAUUGUAUUUUUUAAAAUCCAAGCUUGUUCUAUUGCAAGAAAGUGUGUCUUUGAAAUCCUAGUCUCUGUGAUUGUAACUGCAGUAUUCUCGACCUCAUUUUCAAUACAAGUGUGGUUCUUAUCGACAUGAUGCUCAGGCUUUAUUAAUGUUUAUGGUUCUGGAGAUGUUGAAUUAUGUGGCUGUGGGAUUCCUGAUGUCUGCUUCUCUCUAAAGAAUGUACAGCAAGUUUUUUGGGCAUUUUAAAUAAAGGGCAGCUGGCUCUUUA